AUGAUGGACGCCGUCUUUUUGAACACAUCACGUAACAGUCCUUUAUUAAUUUAUCAAAGUUAUUCGUAUAUUAGAGAUGGGUCCUACAAAAAUAAAACCUAUUGGAAGUGUGAAAAAUCGAGAAAUCCCAAAAUAAAAUGUCAUGCACGAAUACACACCGACUCAGUCACGAAUGAAGUUUUAUUUGUAAGUGGAGAAAUACAUCAACAUGGUGAAAAUACAUCAGAGUUGGAAAUAAGGAAGUUUUACAAUGAUUUAAGACAAUGUUCAACAACUGAUGAGCUCUUGAGUGAUUUUGUAACCAGUUCUACGUCAAAAUUCUCUGUAGAAGCACGAGAAAAGUUAACAAAAAUCAAACAUAUCAAACAGUUGGUACAUUAUCAUCGGAAAAAGAAAACAAAAGAUUUUCCUUUGGAACAAAGCAAAACAUUGAAAGAUGAUAAGUUUUUGUAUUAUGAUUCGGGGGAAGAAUUAGAACACCGUCUAAUGAUAUUUAGUACAGACAAGAAGUUAAAUUUAUUGAAAGAUUCGUUGGAUUUUCAUAUGGACAGUAGCCAAAAAAGUGUGCCUGAUCUGUUUGCCAAAUUUUGUAUUUUAUAUGUCAAUCAUCAAGGCCAUUUUACUCCAGUUCUAUUCGCUCUAUUAGAGAAUAAAUCAUGUUAUGAUCUCCUUUUUAGACAGAUAUUAGUCUUGAUACCUAAUUGGAAUCCCUUACUGUUCAUAUCUGAUUUUGAGAGCGAGUCGAUUGGAUGUGUUAAAAAUAUAUUUCCUGAAAUUAACGUAUCAGGAUUACAUUUUCAUUACAAACAAGUUAUAAUGAGAGAGUUUGAAGCACGGAAAAAUGAAGCUCAACCGGAUGCAUCUGGUAACAUGCAUAAAUUUAUACAAUUAGCAUGUAUACCACGCCAAGAAGUGAUUGAAGGAUUUUGUCAACUCGAACUUGAAAAUAAAGCGUAUGUUCAGUUUCUUACUUACUUCCAUCAAACAUUUGUUAGUGCACAAGCAAUAUUUCCCAUUGAUUUUUGGAACAUUCAUGAUAGUCCUAUAGAUUCAUUAAAAACGUCAAAUGAUAUUGAAUACUGGCACGACUUUUUUCAAAAUAGCAUGAAUGACAAAGACUAUACUUCGUUGCAGCUGUUUACACAGAAAUUACAAGAACUCGAGCGUUUGUCAAAUACAACAUUUCCACAAGCCACCAAUGAAUUAUCUAAAUGA
Molecule: messenger RNA, 1215 nt
Organism: Didymodactylos carnosus
Lineage: Eukaryota; Metazoa; Rotifera; Eurotatoria; Philodinida; Philodinidae
Source: the annotation of a GenBank genome assembly